This is a messenger RNA of Thlaspi arvense, 459 nucleotides long. NCBI's taxonomy places the organism in Eukaryota, Viridiplantae, Streptophyta, Magnoliopsida, Brassicales, Brassicaceae. The record is from the annotation of a GenBank genome assembly.
AUGAGUCAAUUACGUAAGUCGGAGCAUGAAGUGGAGAUUGAAUCUUCCGCUCACGAGUUCUUCCACGUAUUCAGAAGCAAGGCACAUAAUAUUCCUAACGUCUGCCCGCAAAAGGUUUCUGCCAUUGAUGUUCAUGCAGGCGACUGGGAGACUCAGGGCUCCAUCAAGCAGUGGAGUUAUGUCGUCGAUGGGAAGUCGGAGACUUCCAGGGAAACGGUUGAGGCCAUAGAUGACGAAAACAAGUCGAUUACCUUCAACGUUUUGGAUGGCGAUAUGUUGCAGAACUACAAGUCCCUCAAAGCUUUCCUUCAAGUUACCGGAAAGGAGGACAAGGGAGCCUUAGUGAAGUGGACUAUUGAAUAUGAGAAGACAAAUGAGAAUGCCCCUGAUCCAGACAAAUACAUGGACCUUGUAGUUAGUAUGACCAAGGACAUCGACCAGCACCUUCUCAAGGCAUAA